Messenger RNA from Thlaspi arvense, 818 nucleotides. The record is from the annotation of a GenBank genome assembly. NCBI's taxonomy places the organism in Eukaryota, Viridiplantae, Streptophyta, Magnoliopsida, Brassicales, Brassicaceae.
AGAAACCCAGGUGUGAAAUCGAAUGCUAUUUCGGAGACCGAGAAGAAAUUAAGCGGGAAGCGAGAGCUUUAUCUGACACAUACAUGAUGCAUGAACCGUUGGUGAGCAAAGCAGAAGCUACUGAAGGUUUACUGAGCAGAAGCAUCGUCGAGAAGAAGGUUCUAGGAGAGGUGUGUAAAAGAGAGAACCUACGGGUUGGAGAAGGAGUUGAAUCAGAGGAAGAGAGACGUAGCGAUUUACUGUUACUAUCUCUCACGCCAAUGGUACAAUUGAAUUCUCAAGGAACCAUGAGGCGAGUCACUCCCACACCUCCGGUAGACGUGGAGAAACCACAGCCAUGUUCUCAUAUUGGUGGCCACAAGUAUGUUGGAAAUUUGAUUUUCUUUAGCCCUGAUUCAGCUGAAAAUAUAUCUGGCCAAUGGUAUGGUUAUGUGACUCCUGAUGACGAGCAUGCAAUGAUUGAUCAGCAUAAUGCAAAAGGAGAAAUCAUACAAAACCUUUCCAGGCCUUCUUACAUAUAUGUCUAUGUUGGAACCGUAAUGGGCCAGAUGAGGCUAAGACUCGACGGUGAGGAAGCUGAGAAAUGGGCUGAGCAUAAAUUCCCAAACGGAAACGGCAUAGUGGAACGCGGACAAGUGGAGAAAAAGGGAUUCGUAGGAGGUUGCUGCGAAGGUGCAAACAGGCCGGUCAAGAAAGAAGGAACCGUUAAUCGAAACUGGUUCACAUCGAUGGAGAAAGAAGAGCUUCUCUUGGGAGCUGCCACAGUUGGGGCUGUUGUAACCAUAGCUGUGGCUUACAGCAUUUACGGGAGGUCAGGU